Messenger RNA from Petromyzon marinus (sea lamprey), 4743 nucleotides. RefSeq names its product neuronal membrane glycoprotein M6-b-like. Gene Ontology annotation, cellular component: plasma membrane. The record is from RefSeq and is a predicted model, not a curated record. Gene Ontology annotation, biological process: neuron projection development. Lineage: Eukaryota; Metazoa; Chordata; Hyperoartia; Petromyzontiformes; Petromyzontidae.
UCCUCAGAACCAAACAUUUUUUCCAAACCAAGUCACGUUCGCUUGCUCGGAAGCGCCAGGACGCGACCACGCGCUUGGGUAUUCCGUGCACAGAGCUGAUCGGAGCGCCGCUCUCUCUCUGUGCUCUCUCUUUCUUUCUCUCUCUCUCACACACACACAGCUCCUCUCUCCCUCCAUCCCUCUCUGUCUCUGCGUGUCUCUUUUCUUCACGCACUGCCCCACAACAACCACCACCACCUACAACUGCAGCAGCAGCAGCAACUUCGCAUCUUCCGAGUGGACUUACAGCGUCAUGGGGUGCCGACGCCGCUGCUCGCGCUGCGUGGGUGCCACGCCGUGCGGCUCGCUGCUCGCCACCGUCGUGUGCCUGGCCGGCGUGGGGCUAUUCUGCGGAGCGGGCCACCAGGCCCUCGGUACCACCGAGGAACUGCUCCGCCACCGCUUCGCCUACCCCACGGACGACGGAGGGGAGGAUGGGGAGCGGAGAGGGAUCGGAAAACUGAUGGACGUGCUGCGUUACGUGCUGUACGGCCUGGCCGGGGCCUUCUGCCUCUACGGCGCCGUGCUGCUGUGCGAGGGCGCCGCCUCCACGCGCGCUCGCCGCCGCUCCUACAGCGGGGGUAGCGGCGCCUCCGCGUGCGCCACCUGUGUCAGCGGCUGGUUCAUCUUGCUGACCUUCGUGCUGGCGCUCGCGUGGCUCGGAGUGUUCGGCCUCUCGGCCCUGCCCGUCUACAUGGCCUUCUCCGUGCUCUCCGCCUGCCACUCGGUGGCCCCCCCGGCCGGGUCCCCCGCCCCGCCGCCCCCAAGCCGCGUCUGCGUCGACUUGCGCCAGUUCGGCGUCAUCCCGUGGAACGAGACCGCGGGGGUGCUGUGCGACGCGCCGCUGAGUGAGAUGUGCGACAGCUCCGAGUUCACGACCGCCUUCUACCUGUACGCGGCAGCGAGCGCGGGAGCAGCACUCACCGUGCUGUCCAUGCUCAUCUACUGCUCCGUGCUGGUGUACAACUUUGGGGUCUCGCGCCUCUACCGACGGGAGGAUUACUGCACCAAGCUGUGAAGGGAGCGGGCAUCCAACUCCCACCAUGCCCACGGGGCACCCAGAGAUCGGCAGAACAAACGGGGGCAGAAAAACGCUUACGCACUCACUCACCGACUCAAUCGCUCGCUCGCUGACUUGCUCACUCAAUCACUCGCUUGUUUACUCACGCACCCACUCACUCAAUCUCUCGCUUACUUACCAUAGCACUUGCGCCAAGACCCCUCUCCGACCACCAAACAUCUCUCUUCCCCUGCCCCAGAGUUUUGUCACCAAUCCACAGUUUUAUGGCAGGAGCCAGUCUCUCCAUAUACGACAACCACUGUUGACCGCCCAUGAAGUGGUAUCUAUUUUAUCGACCCCAGAGGGAUAACAAUGGUGGGCUGAAUCGAGCUCUUAAUCCAGGAUCAAACUCACAACUUUCCGACCGUGUGUUGUAUACUCUGCCGUAGUCCUGCCAUCACUGCGAUGGGUUCCGUGGGGUUUAGACUGCCAACGUUAAAUAAAUGGCUGGGAACUGCAUGAUCGCGACAGCAUUGUCUGCCACACGGGGCUGGUGGCAGACACCUGGCCACCACUUGCCGUGACAUUGACAAUGAUAGUUAAACAGGGCGCCGCGGUGGUGAGAUGUUAUUUGCCUCGCCUGGUAUACAGGAGGUCGUGGGUUUGAUCCCGACCCUAAUGCCUGUAUAUUUGGAGUUUGCAUGUUCUCCCCUGUGGCAGCGUGGAUUUUUCUCCGGACCCUCCGUUUUUUUCCCUCGAUAUUAGAAUAAACAUGCGCUUUAUUUGAACGCUAUACAUUUCCACACGAUACACCACUUCGUUAAGCUAUCAUUUGUGGCCAGGUCGCCUCUGAAAAAGAACCAUUAGCUCAGUGGGCCUUACAUGGUAAACAAAAAAUACUUUUUAGGGUUCACAACGGCCGUGUCAGAGUCACCGAAAAAGUUCCAAAGGGAUACCCGGGUUAGAAUCUGUCGGGGGGUUGCUGCCGCCCGUGAUGAAACCGGCUUCGGCUUCCCAAGUGAGGUGACCUCAUGGUCUCAGACCUGGGUCACUGAUGACAGCACCCACAAAAAAUCCCACCGCGUUGAAGGUAGUUUUUCACAUAAAUAUAGAACACGUUUAGCGGUGAGGAUUUAAGUUUCGGAUCGAGCGUUGUCAUUUCGACAAAUGCUGUUAACAAGGCACGUAUUAAUACACGUGUGCCACCUAUUGUGGAAUUUAUUCAAGGCCCAGUGAAGGUGACAUCGGCGGUUUGAUGUCACCUUCCCCACGGCCGUACUGGAGCACAAAGUGAUGCAUUCGUCUCGAGACGCCAAGAUAAGCACAAAUUGGAAUUAUAAUUAAAAGCAUUUUAAGGCAUAUAUAUUUUUUACAGAAGCAAAAAUAGAUUAAAAAAAACCGUCAGAGCACCGGGGGACGCGGAAACACUGGGUAGGCGUAGCGACGGAAGUUUCAGGGGUCGCUCUUUGAUCGUCUAGUACUGAAGUACAGUGUUUAAUUGCGUAACGAGACCUCGUAAUUGGUAUAAUUGUAGCGAUCGGGCUCGAGCAGGGGUGGGAAACGUGCGGCCCACGUGCCAGAUGCGGCCCACGGCUUGGGUAAGGUCCGCGUCCACACGCGGGCUACUGCCACUUCGAAACGGCCCACAAAACGAUCUUUAUCCGUCACCGCGGACACCUCGGGUGCUUUGGUUUCUUCCCACGUGUAAACACUCAUUAAUUGACCGAUAACACCUUCGUAUAUAGAGAGGGUGGCAGAGUUUGGGUGGUGGGAGCGAUAUUGGCGCUGGUUCACUGUCUGGCUGUUGUUCCUCCUGUGCGGCGUGAUACAAGUUGAAAUUAUUAUUAAUCGGUCACCUGUUUCCUUUCACGGAGUUCUGAGCACACGGUCAAAUGCGUGGCUAGCCACUGAAGAUGUUUGAGAGUCCUUUUCGGCCCUCGGUAAGGUAAAAAAAGUUAUAUCUCUCAGGCAGAUUGUGACCUGUAGACCCACGUUUCCAAUCACACAAAACACGAAGUCCAUUCUUUUUACACGGGAAAGGCUGACGGAGUUCGAAGACUCAUUUUUUACGCUGGUUCCUGCUACAUCUGGAUGUUUGGCCAUUCCAUCGAUGAGUGUGUGACUUGUGGAAAGGCAACAGGAGUGUGUGGAGAAAACUGAUGCACACGAGGGGAUAACACACAAACGUAUUUAAUCCACAGACAGAACCAUGCCCUAUGUGGAUCAAGCCGAUGGCUGUCCUGCCAUCUCCUGGCCCCCCUCUCUCAGUCCGAGAUGUCAGAUUUGAAAAUAAGUACUCAAAAUUUAAUCAACUACUUGCUAACAGCAUGAAUAAUGAUAUACGUCCUUGUUAAUAAUUUACAAUCCCUUCGAGGCAAAUACGUCCUUCGAGGCAAGCACAUGUAGUGAACUUAUAAUCACAACAAUAUAGUUACAUUAUUCAAAAUCAAUUAAACGUCAUAGAAAGCAUACAUUCAAAGUGCACCCAAUUUCAGUGCAAGGUGCACCCCAGACCAAACAGAGUGCACCCACCCACGUGCUGAGACAAGGCUACGCUCGCACGCGCGUGUGAUUGGCCGGCGCGGUUCGACGACUUGCUCCCUGCCCCGCCCCCUGCCUGCACGCUAACCCCCCCCCUCGUCCCCCACCACCCCACACAGGAGGGCUAGACUUUAGUGUGGCACCGUGCGUGUUUCUAGCGUUAUUGCCCGCAAUAGACUUUAUUUUUGUUGGAGUUGUGUGUUUUUUUUUAAACUAGUCCAAUGUUGAGUAUUAAUAAAAUGUGCGUAGCGUUCUAGGCGACUUUGAUGUCGUGCAACUUGUAUGUGGUGAAGUCAUCGGACUACGGUUCCCCAACUCUGAACCCCAACUCCUGACCCCAAACCUCCACCCCCAACCCUCUCACUGAUCCCUAACCCAAGUGCUGCACCCCACAAACCCCUAACUCCAAGCCCUAAUCCCCAGCUCCAACCCAUUAACCUCCUAACCCCCUAUCCCCAAUCCCUAACUGCAACCCCGAACGGUAAACACCUAACUCCCAACAACUCCGUAGCCCAUCGACUCCUAAACCCUUUUCCCCACAGCCUUUUCCCCCGGCAACUAGAUGCCACGGCAUCAUCCCCACGUGGCGUUCGUUUUACCACCCACCGCAAAGGAAUGCCAUUGCUGAUGACGAUGAUGGCGGUGAUGAGAGCGGUUGAAGGGACUGGAUUGGAUGUGAACGCGGCAUAUUGCAACUGGGGAAGAAGCCUCGCCUCUGUCGUUUGACGAACGAUGAUGGCCAAUGGUGGUUGUUGUUGUUGGUGGUGGUGCUGCUGCUGGGUUGCCGGUAACAAUUUUCCGCCCAAAUCGUAACUCAAUAAUUCGGUUGUCGCCUUGCUGUUGUUGUUGUCGUCGUCGUUCUUGUUCCUUGUAAGAGCGUCGUUUUUGAAUCUAACGUCGAGAUCGUUUUUAGUAAAACUACUGUGUAACGCCUCUACUUCGAAAUAACAUAAUAGCGACGACGGUAAAGAUGAUGAUGAUGAUGUUAUUGAACAACUUAAAUACUGUAUUAAUGUUUUUUAACCUACUGUACUAAAAGUAAACUUGGGUGUUUUAAAAGGAUUGAUCUGCAUGCAUAAAACCACAAGACGUUGAAAUGUGUGUCCUGUCUAUUCGUUAAUAACUCAAGAGAAGUUUAAAAUAAAGUUGGUACUUAUACCUGA